CUGAGGAACGCUUACUGUUACUUCGGCAGGGCUGAAAGCAAAAAGGUGUAAAAAUGGGGAGAUAAUAUACCCACUUUUCAGUUGAAGAGCUGAGCUAACCUGACCCAAAGGUGCAGCCUCCGGUUCCGAAGAGGCACAUGAUUGACAUUCUUGGUCUGAAUUAGUAUGACCCAGUAUCAGCCGCAGACUAGCCACUCCAAUUUCUUUAGCGCUGUCAAAGCAGAACCUUUGUCUGUCCCACCCCUCGCCGCCAGCAUGGCAAACAGCACGACAGGCCCAGGAAAGAUCCUGGGUACACCAGCUGGGAGACUGAGCCCCGAGGGAACCCAGGUGUUGAGUAAGAAAAAACUGCAGGAUUUGGUGAGAGAAAUUGACCCGAAUGAACAACUGGACGAGGACGUGGAAGAAAUGCUGCUGCAGAUUGCUGACGACUUCAUUGAGAGCGUCGUCACAGCCGCCUGCCAGCUGGCUCGCCACAGGAAGUCCAACACUUUGGAGGUGAAGGAUGUCCAGUUACACCUGGAACGCCAGUGGAACAUGUGGAUCCCUGGCUUCGGCUCUGAUGAGAUUCGGCCGUAUAAGAAGGCAUGCACCACAGAGGCCCACAAACAGAGAAUGGCACUGAUCCGUAAAACGACCAAAAAAUAGCAAGAUUUUGAACCCCCGACACCCGCCAAACACCUUUUAUUAAAGUUUCUUUUCUGUUCUCUCUCUCUCAAAUUUGGGGCUUGGGGAAGGGUAAGAGUAAGACUAUAAAGAGUUACAGCAGAUCGCAUCAUGCAGAUUGUGUGUGUGUGUGUGUGUGUGUGUGUAGUUCACAAAACAAAAGAGGAAACAAGUGUUCACUGUCGACUGGAAUGCGUCUUCAUUUCUGUUGUGUCUGUACCAUUAACCACCCUUUCUCUCUUUCACAUCUCAUUUUUGAUAAAAACCUGUUCAAAUUCAACGUCUACCACUUUUAGUGAGUGUUGACUUCAAGUAUCUGUGCUGUAUAUUUGCUCUGGUUCAUUUUAUUUGUCAUACUUUUCUGCAUAACUGAAGCCCCAUGUUGUUCAAAUGGAGAUGUCAAGUCGGAUGAAGCAAAUCAAUGAUCUGUCACUGGGUUUUUUUAGCUUCUCCCUCCUCACCAUGACUUGCAAUAACAAGUUCCUUUUCACGAUCCAUUUGGUUGGAAGCUGUUCGGCUCCCAUAUGUUGAUGUUUCUGUACAGGUGGUAAUACCACUAAGGACUGUCACGCUGUAGCGACUUGGCCUGUGUCCUUGCUGUCGUGUGUUCCAUUGUGCUCAGUGUCGUAGGAUUUUGUCACAUCAAUCAUAUUAAUCUCUUAUAGAAAUAUGAAGGCUUUCUAGAUGUGUGUAUGCCAUUUCUUUAGGUUCUCAGCAGUGUUCUCUGCUGUUUAAUUUACUGUCCUCUGCUGGAGAAGGAUCCCUUUUGUUAUCACGUUCCUUGUCCAUCAGAAAUGAUACAUUUAUUAUCCUUCAUAGGUGUUUUCUGACUGUAUAAAGCCUGAUAUUAAUCAAGGUGAGGGGAUUAAUUGUGAGGUAUGGCAUAUAUGUAUAGCCACUCUGCAGUGUACUUGGGUUGAAAUGAGGUUUUCUGGGAGGGGAAGGGGCAAUACUUUUCACCAUGUAACACAGUGUUUUACUGUAUCUUGUAUUUUGUUUUGCUUUUUUCAUGAAUAAAUACAAGACUUGGAUUUCA
Molecule: messenger RNA, 1702 nt
Organism: Chanos chanos (milkfish)
Lineage: Eukaryota; Metazoa; Chordata; Actinopteri; Gonorynchiformes; Chanidae
Gene: taf12
Product: TAF12 RNA polymerase II, TATA box binding protein (TBP)-associated factor
Exons: 6
Coding region: 166-648 (160 amino acids)
Biological process (GO): DNA-templated transcription initiation; RNA polymerase II preinitiation complex assembly
Cellular component (GO): SAGA complex; transcription factor TFIID complex
Molecular function (GO): TBP-class protein binding; protein heterodimerization activity; DNA binding
Source: RefSeq, a predicted model, not a curated record